UUCACCAAUUCUCAAACUCCAACCCCAAACUCUCCAGAUCUCCACCACCAUGGCCACCGCCACAACCGCUCAAGCCGGCCGAGGAAAAACCAAGACCACCAAAUCCAUCUCCAGGUCCACCAAGGCCGGCCUCCAGUUCCCCGUCGGCCGAGUCGCCCGCUUCCUCAAGAACGGCCGCUACGCCCAGCGCGUCGGCAGCGGUUCCCCUGUCUACCUCUCCGCCGUCCUUGAAUACCUAGCCGCUGAGGUUCUGGAGUUGGCUGGAAAUGCUGCCAGGGACAACAAGAAGAAUCGGAUCACUCCGAGGCACAUCCAGCUUGCUGUGAGGAACGAUGAGGAGUUCACUAAGCUUCUGGGGUCUGUGACGAUUGCGAAUGGAGGUGUUCUGCCCAACAUUCAUCAGAAUCUGCUGCCGAAGAAGAACGCUAAAGGGAAGGGAGAAGUUGGAUCUAUGUCUCAGGAAUUCUAGAUCGGGCUAGGUUUGUUUGUAGGGGAAGAAGUAGUAGGGUUAUGUUGUUAGAUUAGGUCCCCCCCCUGGUUACAAGCUACAGAACAGUUAACUCGCUGUUAUGUAUUGGGUUUCUUUUGGUGGAAUGAAAAUAUCAGUUUCCAA
Argentina anserina (silverweed cinquefoil) is the source of this 613-nucleotide messenger RNA. RefSeq names its product histone H2AX-like. Gene Ontology annotation, cellular component: nucleosome; chromatin. The record is from RefSeq and is a predicted model, not a curated record. Gene Ontology annotation, molecular function: protein heterodimerization activity; DNA binding; structural constituent of chromatin. Gene Ontology annotation, biological process: heterochromatin formation. Lineage: Eukaryota; Viridiplantae; Streptophyta; Magnoliopsida; Rosales; Rosaceae. Bases 50 to 469 code for a protein of 139 amino acids. The transcript has 2 exons.